Messenger RNA from Radiomyces spectabilis, 2547 nucleotides. Its product is annotated as chitin synthase 1. Bases 1 to 2547 code for a protein of 848 amino acids. The record is from RefSeq and is a predicted model, not a curated record. NCBI's taxonomy places the organism in Eukaryota, Fungi, Mucoromycota, Mucoromycetes, Mucorales, Radiomycetaceae. Gene Ontology annotation, molecular function: chitin synthase activity. The transcript is spliced from 7 exons. Gene Ontology annotation, cellular component: cell periphery; cell septum.
AUGUAUCCAUCGCAACAUCCACCACCGGGGCCGACGCCAAAGUCAGAGUACGAUCAAUAUCCUAUGCACGAAACCCAAUUCGUGCCGCAACCUAUUGAUCGCAAUUCCCCUUUUGCGGACCCGUAUCCGGAGGAGCCCGCGCAUCAGCCUGGCGCUUAUGACCACCAACCUUUAUUACGAGACAACUCGGCGCCUUCGUACCAAGAACCGUAUCCUCAUCAUCAACCUUCGCCCGUCUCACCCGGUGCUGUGUAUCCUCAGUUUGCACCGCCAUCUCCCAAUAUUCGAUAUGGCGAAGCUCCCCGACGUCAGCCACGUCGUUAUAAAACAACACGAAAGGUUAAACUUACACGUGGUAACUUGGUGCUUGAUUGUCCUGUGCCCAGUCGAUAUUUGCAAUCGGUGCCUAUUAAAGAUUCCAAAGAGUUCACGCAUAUGCGUUAUACCGCCGCAACGUGCGAUCCCAAAGAUUUCGAAUCCGAAGGCUACACUUUGCGACAGCAGUUGCUGAAGCGAGAGACAGAGUUGUUUAUCGUCCUGACAAUGUACAACGAAGAUGAAAUUUUGUUUGCGCGUACCAUGCACGGUGUGAUGAAAAACAUUGCUCAUCUCUGUACUCGCGAUCGGUCACGUACUUGGGGUCCAGAGGGUUGGAAAAAGGUUACGGUCUGUAUUGUGUCCGAUGGUCGUAAUAAAAUCCAUCCUCGUACUCUGUCCCUUUUGGCCACCCUCGGUGUCUAUCAGGACGGUGUGGCUAAAAAUAUCGUCGGCGAUAAACCCGUGACAGCUCAUAUUUACGAGUACACAACCCAACUGUCAGUGGAUCCGGACAUGAAAUUCAAGGGUGCUGAUAAGGGUAUGGUGCCGUGUCAAAUGUUGUUCUGUUUGAAGGAAAAGAAUCAAAAGAAGAUCAACUCGCAUCGCUGGUUCUUCCAAGCUUUUGGUCCUCUUGUGAAACCCAACGUUUGCGUACUGAUCGAUGUUGGUACACGACCCGGUCAUACUUCCAUCUACCAUUUGUGGAAAGCCUUCGAUAUCAAUUCUAAUGUGGCCGGUGCUUGCGGUGAAAUUCGUGCCAUGACAGGUACCGCUGGUGUGGCUCUUUUGAAUCCACUGGUGGCCGCUCAGAAUUUCGAAUACAAGAUGUCCAAUAUUCUUGACAAGCCCCUUGAAUCCGUGUUUGGUUACAUUUCCGUCCUGCCCGGUGCUUUCUCGGCUUACCGUUAUUCUGCGCUUCAGAAUGAUGCCAACGGACAUGGUCCAUUGGAAAAGUACUUUUUGGGUGAAACUCAGCACGGUGGAGAUGCCGAUAUCUUUACCGCCAACAUGUACUUGGCCGAAGAUCGUAUCUUGUGUUACGAACUCGUUGCUAAGAAAGAAGCCCACUGGGUUCUGCAUUAUGUAUCCAGUGCUUAUGGUGAAACCGAUGUUCCCGAUAAGGUGCCUGAAUUCAUUUCUCAACGUCGACGUUGGCUCAACGGUUCUUUCUUUGCUGGUAUCUAUGCUUUAUACCAUUGGCGUAAAGUGUGGACUUCCGAUCAUUCUUUCAUUCGAAAGUUCAUGUUCAUGAUUGAAGAUUUGUAUAAUACUUACAAUUUAAUUUUCUCUUGGUUUGCUUUGGGUAAUUUCUAUUUGACCUUCUUUAUCUUGACAAGCGCUCUUGGUUCCGAUACCUUGGAUCCCAAACCGUUCUCGGCCGAAGUCGCCAAGAUUUUACACACUGUCCUCAAUUAUGUCUACGUGCUGUUGCUGAUUGUUCAGUUCAUCAUUGCCCUUGGUAACCGUCCUCAGGGUUCAAAAUGGGCUUACAUCGGCAGUAUGGUAUUCUUUGCUUUCUUGAUGGCGUACAUGAUGUUUGCAACGAUUUGGAUUACCGUUGUCGGUGUACGGGCCGUGGUGGAGAACGCGGAUGGCUCGGUGUUGUCUAUGCUUGGACAAUCCACGUUCCGCAACAUCAUCAUUUCCGUGUGUUCGACUUAUGUGAUGUACUUCCUUGCAAGUUUCCUGUUUUUCGAUCCCUGGCACAUGUUUACCAGUUUCCUCCAGUACAUUUUCCUGUCACCCAGUUAUACCAAUAUCCUUAAUAUCUAUGCCUUCUGUAACACCCACGACGUUUCCUGGGGUACCAAGGGUGACAACACCGUGGCCACGGAUUUGGGUGUGGUCAAAGCCAAGAAGGAUGCCAGUGGCGAACAUACCGUGGAAGUGGAAGUGCCAACGGAACAAAAGGAUAUCAACGAAGCUUACGAGGACGCAUGUCUGGAAUUGACCAAGGUCGUGCCACCGGAGAAGGAACAUCGCGAUGCCAAAACCAAGCAGGAAGAUUAUUAUCGAUCCUUCCGUACUCGAUUGGUCUUGUCGUGGAUUAUCUCUAAUCUUGCUCUGGUUGUCAUCAUUACCAAUACCGCCAUUCUCAACGAUUUCAGUACCUUUGAGGAACGAAGCACCAUUUACCUUGGUUUCAUUCUUUGGAGUGUUGCGGGUCUUUCCGCCGUACGCUUCCUUGGUUCCUGUCUCUACCUCAUUUUCCGCAUUUUCACUGGCUAA